Molecule: messenger RNA, 1032 nt
Organism: Trametes versicolor FP-101664 SS1
Lineage: Eukaryota; Fungi; Basidiomycota; Agaricomycetes; Polyporales; Polyporaceae
Exons: 2
Coding region: 1-1032 (343 amino acids)
Molecular function (GO): protein binding
Source: RefSeq, a predicted model, not a curated record
AUGUCUGGCCCGUCCAGUUCUGCGUCGCCUGCUCGCCCCCACAAACGUGCCAGACACAGCGCCGGACCGGACUCUCCAGGUCCGAGUCUCGCAGACGUCGAGCGCGACCCGGAAUUUUGGCUUGAAGACGGCAACAUCGUCGUCAUCGCCCAGAACACUGCGUUUCGUGUGCACAGGGGCGUGCUCGGGCGCCGCUCCGAGGUGUUCAGCGGGCUUUUCGCGGUGCCGCAGCCGGAAAAUGAGGCCGACGUCGAGCAGCUUGGCGGCGCCUACGUGAUGGACAACGGACCCGUGAAGUUCAGCUUGCUCGCUGCCCUCCUUCGCCUGAGCCACAAGUACGAAGUCAACCACAUCCAGGAAGCAGCGCUGCGGCGGCUCAAGCCCGCCUUCCCCGACAACUUCGCCGCUUGGAAAACAUACGAGUCGCCGUCGCUCGAGUUCUGGCCUGAUACGCACCAGGCGCGAACGGCCGCCUCCCAAGUGGACAUGGCCCCCGGAGAACCGAUCGAGGCGGCGAACCUUCUCCGUCGGUGUGGGUACGACGGCAUGUUGCCCGUUGCGCUGCACAUGUGCGCGACGCUCGACAUACACGUCCUCCUGCACGGGGCGGCGCGGGCGGACGGGACGCGCGAGACGCUUGCCGUAGACGACUUGGAGCGGUGCCUCGUCGCGCGCGGGACGCUCGAGGGACGCAGCGCGGAGUUCCUCCAUCGUAUGCUGGACUUUGAGCCCGCAGAAGGCGGCAGCUUCUCGGGUGGCAUGCACAGAGAGUGCGCCGGGCGCAUCCGUAGGGCGUGGACGGCGACGGUGCGCUACCUCAAGGACCUUGAAUGCGAGAGCGAGGUCACGAGGCGCGCGUUUCUCAUGGAGGUCCUCAGCGAGGCGGAGGAUGAUGUGAAAGCCUGUAACGUCUGCCUUGACUAUGUGUCGUCAGACGAGCGGGAGUUGAGCCAGGAGCUGUGGAAUGAUCUCCCUACGAUCAUGGGCCUCCAGGUCCCAACAUGGCCGCCUACCUCGGACGUUGCUUCGUAG